AUGGCUGAUCAAAUGUCUCCUCAGGCCUCCCAAUCGCUAUGUCCUGGCCCAAUUAGCCAAGCUGUAUCUUCUUCUAUUGGUAAUCAGGACGAUCCGACAGGUAGUCUCUAUCAUCGCUCAGAAGGUUGGCUGUUGCUACAAAGAACCUUGCAAGAGACUGCGCUGACGCAGAACCUCCUCUCAGAAGCUUCUUCGUUCGUGACCCAGCAUGCGACAAAUAAGCCUGUGUAUGUUGACACUCAGACUAUCACCCCUCGACCUUCUCCGGAGGGUAACAUACACUCAAGCCAUGGUGGACCAGAUGGCUUCGACGGAGGUCCUUCAUAUAUCAUCGAUAGCGCACAUGGAGCCCAAGAUGUGUACAGUGCUUCUGGCUUCGUGGUGGACGACACCUACCCAUGGCUUGAGUACAGUGAUUGCCUAUUCCAAACUUUGAAUGGUCACGGCUAUUCGAAUACUGGACUCUGGGAAUCGUCCUCGGGCUUUCAGGAGAUGACGCACAUGCCUCCCGACAAUCAUACAAGAAAUGUUGUUGCUACCAAUGGUGGGAUGUUUGGAAUGCCAACCGUAUUGACGGUCAGCAGCGCGCUUAAGACCUCAGACUUGAUAGCCGCGACACCUAAUACCAUAGGUUACCCAAGUCAAGACGCUGCAAUCGACAAGCAACUGCCAAAGACAAAGAUUGAGGAUGUGGUACCAGAUAUCAAUACUGGCUUGAGUAAGAGCGCUGCAUUGCCACCGGAGGAAUACAUGCAUCGCCAAGCGCCACGGACUGCGCGCAGGAAAUCCGAGCAUCCGCGCAAGAGACGAGUCCUGAACCCCGAGGAGAGAAUCGAGGUGGCACGCAAACGCGGACUUGAAGGUGAAAUGUCUCUGUCCCUUGUAACACCAUUGGAGGGAUGA
Messenger RNA from Bacidia gigantensis, 903 nucleotides. RefSeq lists its product as uncharacterized. Bases 1 to 903 code for a protein of 300 amino acids. The transcript has 2 exons. Lineage: Eukaryota; Fungi; Ascomycota; Lecanoromycetes; Lecanorales; Ramalinaceae. The record is from RefSeq and is a predicted model, not a curated record.